Pecten maximus is the source of this 2348-nucleotide messenger RNA. RefSeq names its product solute carrier family 23 member 2-like. NCBI's taxonomy places the organism in Eukaryota, Metazoa, Mollusca, Bivalvia, Pectinida, Pectinidae. Gene Ontology annotation, molecular function: transmembrane transporter activity. Gene Ontology annotation, biological process: transmembrane transport. Gene Ontology annotation, cellular component: membrane. The record is from RefSeq and is a predicted model, not a curated record. The transcript is spliced from 11 exons. The coding region runs from base 269 to 1924 and encodes 551 amino acids.
GAGCGUUAGAUAGUAAGCCAGAUAGCCCGGGUUCGAUCCCUAGCGUAGGCAGCGAUUUAGGAUUAAUUGAUAAUGCGCUCCGUUACCAUAGUUAUAUAACAUUGAACUACAAACAAUAUUUCAGCACCUUGGUGUUCCUGCAAAUGUGGAAAAACGAAGAUCGGUCAAGCCAACCAACGAAAAUAAUGACGAUGAUCGACCCCCUCUAGUUGUCAUUUCUGCUACCCUUCCGAAAGAGGAAAUAGAAACAGAAUUGACGACAGGUCUUAUGUACAACAUCAGCUCUAAUGUUCCUCCGCAUCUCACACUUAUGUUUGCCUUACAGCAAGUCCUGUCAACCCUGUCAGGCUCCCUGGUCGUGUCCCUACUAGUGGCACAGGUUGUAUGUGCAGAGGAUAACGAUGAAUUCAAAGCCAAACUCCUCAGUUCCACUCUGUUCAUGAAUGGCGUGACGACAUUCUUCAUGGUCACCCUGGGUGUACGAUUACCAGUGUUCCAAGGACCUUCCUCUAGCUACGUGGCACCACUUUUAGCCAUAUCUCAGAUAGGCAAAGGAAGAUGCAACGGCACACAGCCCUUCACUGUUUUCAACAAUAUUUCAAACAUGACAGAGACAAAAUUUCCGGAAGGGUCAGACGAUAUCAUACUCCGCUACCUACAGGCGUUACAAGGCAGUUUAUUGGCGGCUGGUGCUGUCCAUUUUUUGGUAGGAGUGACUGGAUUGGCUGGAGUUUUGCUACGAUUUAUUGGGCCAAUUACUAUUGUUCCGACAAUUCUUCUCACUGGCUUUUCCGUAUCAGGCACAAUUAUAAAAUACACUCAAGUCAACUGGCCGCUGUCUAUGAUGACCAGUGCCAUAGCCAUAAUCCUGUCUCUGUACUUAGCUAAUAGGAAAACAGUCAUCCCGAUGUGGUCAAGAAAGAAAUCCUGCCAUUUCAUACGAUAUCCACUCCAUACAGUGUUCGCUAUCCUGAUAGCUAUGGCGGUAGGUUGGGCGAUAUGUGCCAUCCUCACAGAGGUCGGCGCCUUCAGUAUGGACAGGAAUCAUAAAGACUUCUACUCAAGAACAGACGCUAGGACAGACAUCAUCCACAAGUCCAGUUGGUUUAACAUGCCCUACCCUGGACAGUUUGGACCAAUGCGGUUUGAUAUCUCAGUGUUCGUUAGCUUUAUGGUGGCAACUGUUGUUUCCAUCCUCGAUUCCAUCGGGGAUUAUUACGCAUGUGCAUCAGCCUGCAAUGUUCCUCCACCUCCGUCACACAGUGUAAACCGUGGUAUUGCAAUCGAAGGGCUCUGUUCCUCCCUGUCAGGUGUAAUCGGAUGUGGACACGCUACUACUACCUACGGGACUAGCAUCGGUGCUAUUGGACUGACACGGGUCGCCAGCCGCUACGUAUUCAUGGCAGCUGCACUGAUCUACAUAGUCUUUGGUCUCGUCGGAAAAGUAUCCGCCAUUUUUAUCACAAUUCCAUAUCCGGUCCUAGGUGGCGUUCUCCUCGUUAUGUUUGGAGUCUUUAAUGGAGUCGUUUUAUCCAACCUACAGUCUGUUAGUCUGUCGUCCAUGCGAAACCUCGCUAUCAUAGGUACUUCACUGAUGGUAGGAUUGGUCAUACCGGAGUGGAUAGAGACGUACGACAACACUAUCGACACAGGAAACAAAGAAGCGGACAAUGUCAUUCUUACGUUGCUAGGCAACCCGAACCUAGCGGGCGGUGUACUUGCCUGCUUCCUUGAUAACACUAUACCAGGCACAAGGACAGAACGUGGUAUAGCUCAAUGGGAAACUAAAGAAGAAGAUGAUUCAUCGUCAAAAUUUUCGGAGGGAUAUGAAGUGUACAACCCCCUAUUUUUUGACAAGCUAAAGCAUUUCAAAAUGCUUAGGUUUCUUCCAUUCAUGCCGGCUCCCCAGGAAAAGGGAGUGUAGAUAGAGAGCUCUUCGUCUUUGGAACUAAGAAGUAAUAAUGGAACAAUAAUCAGAAAUGAAGUGCUUUUCAUUGAUAUGUUUAUUUUUACCUACUAAACUGUACACGGAAUCAAUGGCUACAGAGGAUGUGUUAAUACAAAAACAACAUUAGAAGUAGGUGUGGUGAAAUGGACAUCUUCAUGUAAUAUAUACUAUACCUGAAAUAAAAUCAAAAAGUAUCCUGUCGAAGUUUAUACAGAAGGCAUAAUGAGAAACACGACAAAGACAUUACCAACAUGACUCAAAAGCAUAUCCAAAAAUGUGGAUGAGUUGAACGAAAAGUCUAUCAGUUUUCCGAAAGCAACAAGGAAAUUUGUUAUCAAUAGAUGCACAUAUCACAAACAAUUUAAAUUUGGAUUUAUGGUCACAGCUUUAUUGCAAAGAU